This is a messenger RNA of Pelecanus crispus (Dalmatian pelican), 1616 nucleotides long. The record is from RefSeq and is a predicted model, not a curated record. Lineage: Eukaryota; Metazoa; Chordata; Aves; Pelecaniformes; Pelecanidae.
AUGAAGAUAUGCUCUGUUGUGUUUCAGUUGCUUAUGUUCUUAUGUGUAUUUUAGGGAAAGUCACGCCAUUUCACAGGUAUUUCCCCUUCAACAUGGAAUCCCUUAGUUUAUCUGGAUUACAAUAACUUCUGGAGGACCGUGGACAAGCUGGGAGAAGAGAUUCCUCUUGAAGCACCAUGGGACACUCCACAUGCUGAAGAAUGGGACAAAAUGACCAUGAGAGAGCUGAUAAAUAAGAUUUGCUGGACCAAAGCUGCUAAAGAAUUUGCCACCUUCUUUGUGAAUGUCAACGUCACGUCUGAGCCUCAUGAAGUCUCUGCUCUCUGGUUCCUGUGGUACGUGAGGCAGUGCGGGGGUACAGCCAGGAUUUUCUCUAUCACCAAUGGGGGCCAGGAGAGGAAGUUUAAAGGGGGUUCUGGUCAGAUAUCGGAGAAAAUAAUGGAACGCCUCAAAGGCAGAGUUAAACUGGAGAGACCUGUGGUCCGUAUUGAUCAGACAGGUGAUAAUGUCACUGUGGAGACUCUAAACCAUGAGAUAUAUGAGGGCAAGUAUGUGAUCAGUGCUAUCCCUCCGAUCCUGACAACGAAGAUUCAUUACAAACCAGAACUGCCACCAAAGAGAAACCAGUUAAUUCAACGUUUGCCUAUGGGAUGUGUCAUAAAAUGCAUGGUGUACUACAGGGAAGCCUUCUGGGAGAGGAAGGGUUAUUGUGGUUCCUUCAUCAUUGAGGAUGAAGAGUCUCCAAUUGGAAUAACCAUAGAUGACACGAAACCUGAUGGAUCUUUCCCUGCCAUUAUGGGUUUCAUCCUUACCAGAAAGGCUGUUAAACUGGCCCAUCUCACUAAGGAAGAGAGGAAAAAGAAGAUCUGUGAGGCAUAUGCCAAGGCAAUGGGGAUGGAAGAGGCUUUACAUCCUGUGCAUUAUGAAGAAAAGAACUGGAGCACGGAGCAAUAUUCAGGGGGUUGUUACACAGCCUACUUCCCACCAGGCAUAAUGUAUUCUUAUGGAAGGAUCAUUCGCCAGCCUGUUGACAGAAUCUACUUUGCUGGCACAGAGACAGCUACCCAAUGGAGUGGAUACAUGGAGGGGGCCGUACAGGCGGGAGAGAGAGCAGCCAGAGAGAUAUUGCACAGUAUGGGGAGGAUCUCGGAGAAUGAAAUUUGGAUGCCAGAGCCAGAGUCAAAGGAUGUCCCAGCCCGACCAUUCAACACCAGCUUCUGGGAGAGGAACAUGCCGUCCGUGCCAGGACUGCUGUGCCUGCUUAGCUCUACCGUGUGUUUCACCUCUGUGGCUGCUGUGGGGCUGUUUGCCUAUAAAAAGGGACUACUAUUUCGAAACUAGUGGAGACCACAUGUCCAGUGGAAGCUGCAUACUCCUUCUUCUUCCCUUUUACCAGAUGUGUGUUAUUUUGGAGACAAGUGGCACGGACAACUGGAAAGGGCAAAAGUUGUUCUCCUUGUGAUGUUUCUUUUUAGUACCAUAAUUAAUGCAUCAAAUCUACUGCAGUUGCUACCAGCGAAACAGAAAUAAAUCAACUAUGGGGGUGUUUUUUCAAAUUUGCCUUUUCCUUAUCCAUUUGUUUUGAUUGGACAUGAUAAUAUCGAUGGUAUAUUCCU